GCUCUGCGCAUGCGCCUGCGCAUUGGGACGUCCUGCGGCUGUCAACUGAGGGAGUAGAGCAACAAUAACCUCUGCUACGUUUAAUUAUCGUUCCUCUCAGCGAUAAUUAUCACGUGUUUUAAUUAGGACUGUUAGGGGAAGGGUUCAGUGGGUGGUGGGUGUCACAUUGAGCAUGGAGACGUGUGCUGACAGAUUUGUCAUUGAGUGAGGAUGACGUUGAGAGGCUGAAGGGUGUGGGGACGAGUCGAUCAUGGCAUCAGCUGCUGAACAGCAGCAGCAGACCACCCUGGAGUUCUACCAGGCGAUGGCUGAUUUCAAAAAUAUGUUCCCGCAGAUGGAUGACGAUGUUAUCGAGGCUGUUCUUCGAUCGAAUCAGGGGGCAGUCGACACAACGAUCGAUCAGCUGCUGGCGAUGAGCACCGACAACGAGAACGAGAAGAUCAGGAGUGAGCUGGAGCAGUCAGAGGACACCAAGUCCCCAAAGAAUUCGAAAACCGACGUCAGGGUUCAGAAAAGCAUCAGCAAGUGGCAGCCACCCCUGCUCGGUCCCCUACCUGACACCUUCCUCAGGAUCCCACAGCAGCUGGAGGCGCCUGAUGGAGAUCCCGGGGUUCAGGACAACUCCAUGCUCGAGGACGAGAGAAUAGCCAUGUUCCUUCAGAACGAGGAGUUCAUGGCUGAACUCCGGUGGAAUGAGGAUUUUUUGAACACUUUGGAGAGUGAUACGAAGGUGCCUCGUGGGGGUCGUUGCACCUCUGCUGAUCUCCACGACAGCCAUGAUGAGGAGGAUUUGUUCAAGGAGAGACUGAGAAACAUGGGGAAAGUUUCACGUCGUAAGUUUGCUCAACUUACGAAAGUCUUCACCCGCAGUAAGAAACGAGGUGGGAGACAGUUGCUGCCUCCCACUGCAUCUUGCGACGAUCUACUGGACCCAGAGGAGUCCUCCAGACCUCAGACUUGAAAGAAAGAAACCAAAGAGAGAGGAAUAGGCAAUGCUUUGAUUAAAAUCAGGAUUCUUAGUGGGCUAGGUAAUUUUCGAUGAAUCUCACUAGAUUGAUAUUUUCUUAGGGUAAGACUGGGGUAUCAACGAAUCUUGUAGUCCCAGAAUACUUAAUGACGAAAUUUUUAUUUAAUUCCAAAAUGGUGAAGUUAUUUUUUAUUAGUUUUUUAUUAUCUCGGUUGUGAGUGAUCUAGAGGAAAAUUUUAUACAUUUUUUGUGGGAAAUUAAAUUCUCUAAAAAAAAAUUAUUUAUAUUUUGUUCUAGAUCCUGAAAGAUUGAACGAAAAAAUUAUGAGAUGAUCCUUAAUGAUUUUGUUAUCACCCAUAACAAAACUAGUCAUUUUUACCAUAAUCGUAGUCCCACAAUGUAUGUUGUUACCAGUCAUUCAUGGGUUACUAUAUUUAUAUUGUUAUUGUGAUGUAUUUAUUAUUAAAAACUGAAGAGAAGACAUUAGACCUCGAAAAUA
Diachasma alloeum is the source of this 1466-nucleotide messenger RNA. Its product is annotated as CUE domain-containing protein 1. Gene Ontology annotation, molecular function: ubiquitin binding. The transcript has 4 exons. The coding region runs from base 251 to 961 and encodes 236 amino acids. The record is from RefSeq and is a predicted model, not a curated record. NCBI's taxonomy places the organism in Eukaryota, Metazoa, Arthropoda, Insecta, Hymenoptera, Braconidae.